AACCAAUGGGCGAGGAAAAUGAGGCUGUUCUUCUGACGUCAUCCUGGCCGGCCAAUCAAAGGGCGCGUUGGUGGGAGGCCUCACGGAGGGCGCGCCCGGAGGAAGGAAUGCCGGAGAAAGGAAGCUUGCAGUCAAGAUGGAGACAGCCAGCAGCUCUGCUGCCGUCGUUGGGAACGGGGAUGUGGGGUCCCAGCGGGACCGCAGCCUGGUGCCUGAGCGGCUUCUGAGACGAGAACAAGAGAGGCAGCUGGAGGUGGAAAGACGGAAGCAAAAGCGGCAGAACCAAGAGGUAGAGGAGGAAAACAGCGACUUUUUCGCUGCCGCUUUCGCCCGGGAGCGAGCAGCCGUGGAAGAGCUUCUGGAGCGCGGGGAGUCCGUUGAACAGCUAGAGGAGGCGGCCGCUCGGCUUCAGGGGCUGCAGAAACUUCUUAACGACUCGGUUUUGUUCCUGGCCCCAUACGACGUGCGACAGGGACAGGAGGCGCUAGCGCGGCUGCAGGCGGCCCUGACCGACAGGCGCCAGCAACUGCAGCCCAAGAAGCGUUUCGCUUUCAAAACCCGGAGGAAAGAUACUGCUUCAGCCACCAAAGUAGAUGCGGUUCCUGGCGCCCCGGCGGCGGAAGGCAUCCUGGCCUCCCUGCAGCCCUUGAAGGAGGAGGGAGACUUCGGCUCCAGCUGGCUCUGCGGCUUCUCCAACCAGAAGUCCCAAGUCUUGGAGAAGAGGGCGGAGGAGUUGCACCAGCGAGACGUCCUUUUGACCGAACUGAGCAACUGUACGGUCAGACUGUAUGGCAAUCCCAACACUCUGCGGCUGACCAAGGCGCGGAGCUGCACAGUGCUCUGCGGCCCGGUGACCACCUCUGUGUUUCUGGAUGACUGCAGUGAGUGCGUGCUGGCCGUGGCGUGCCAGCAGCUCCGGGUACACACUACGAGAAACACCCGCAUCUUCCUGCAGGUGACCAGCAAGGCCAUCGUGGAGGACUGCAGUGGGAUCCAGUUCGCCCCUUACACCUGGAGCUACCCGGGGAUCGACAAAGACUUCGAGGGCUCUGGUUUAGAUAGGAGCAAGAAUAACUGGAGCGACAUUGACGAUUUCAACUGGCUGGCCCGGGAUGUGCCCUCGCCAAACUGGAGUAUUCUUCCCGAAGAAGAGCGAAUGAUCCAGGAGGACUAAGCAGUUGCUACUCUUCACUCCUACCAAAUUCUUUCUAUGUGGGACUGGUUCCUACAAAUGGGACCCCAAAGUUUAUUUAUUGUUGUCUCACAGUGUAUGUUUUGAGUAUUUAAGACUUGAAAUUGUGAUAGGCUCCUAUUUGUGACUUCCAUUAAAUUCGCG
Molecule: messenger RNA, 1336 nt
Organism: Pteronotus mesoamericanus
Lineage: Eukaryota; Metazoa; Chordata; Mammalia; Chiroptera; Mormoopidae
Gene: TBCC
Product: tubulin folding cofactor C
Exons: 1
Coding region: 137-1174 (345 amino acids)
Biological process (GO): tubulin complex assembly; post-chaperonin tubulin folding pathway
Cellular component (GO): cytoplasm
Molecular function (GO): tubulin binding
Source: RefSeq, a predicted model, not a curated record